Cyprinus carpio (common carp) is the source of this 918-nucleotide messenger RNA. Its product is annotated as mitochondrial import inner membrane translocase subunit TIM14-like. Gene Ontology annotation, molecular function: ATPase activator activity. Gene Ontology annotation, cellular component: PAM complex, Tim23 associated import motor. NCBI's taxonomy places the organism in Eukaryota, Metazoa, Chordata, Actinopteri, Cypriniformes, Cyprinidae. The record is from RefSeq and is a predicted model, not a curated record. Gene Ontology annotation, biological process: protein import into mitochondrial matrix.
UGGCUCGUUUUGCGGCAGGUCGCUCUCUGAAGUUCAGAUUCAGAUUCAGAAGCCAGCAUAACAACAACAACAACACAUGAGUUUGACAUUUAGCAGUCAGUAAUGAUUAAAGUUAUGAUUGUAGACGAUCGCAACACACGAUCUUAGCAGAAAAAAUGGCUAGUACCAUGGUGGCCGUGGGCCUUACCCUGGCAGCAGCAGGGUUUGCAGGUCGCUAUGCAAUGCAAGCUAUGAAACAUAUGGAGCCACAAGUGAAACUAGCUCUGGAGGCAUCCAAAUCGGCUUUUGGUAGCGGAUACUACAGAGGUGGUUUUGAACCAAAGAUGACCAGGAGAGAAGCUUCCCUCAUUCUUGGUAUCAGUCCUACCGCUAACAAAAACAAGAUCAGAGAGGCACACAGAAAACUGAUGAUUUUAAACCAUCCUGACCGAGGCGGAUCCCCAUAUCUGGCAGCAAAAAUCAACGAGGCUAAAGAUUUACUUGACGGACAGUUGAAGAAAUAGAUUGAGCCCUGUCUGAUGCACUUGAAUUCUUAUGUGAUCAUUAAACACCAUCUUGUCAUCUAGAUCUGAUCUCCUUUUGUAUGCAAAUGAAUCAGUUUACACCACCGCUAAAUGUGCCCCAUGUUAGAUUCAGUACCUUUUAUAACAGUGUGAACAGCAAAAAUCACAUUUAAUCUGAAUUCAGUUCAGUUUUUUCCCCUUUUCUGUCAAAUUUGCCUGUGAAAAUUCCCCAAAUAAUGUUAAAAGUGACCGCACCCACACAGGAAUGCUGAAAUAUUCAGGAGACUUGUUAUGACAGAAAAGACCAAAACAACAGAUGCACCAACUUUGAAAGGCUGGCUGGAAGAUCAAAUGUUUAUUUAUGAACUACCUGCAUACAAAACAUAUUGCACAUCAAACAACCAGAAUGAUCUUU